AUGACCACCAACGGCCAAGCUAUCACUGCUUCCCCCAACCACCACCUCCACCACCACCACCAUCUACACAACAGCAAUGCCAACAGCAUCAGCAACGGGACUGUGAUAGCCCAGGAAGGAACCAGCCUGUCUCCAGCAUCGACCGUGCUGACUGUUCGAAUGAUUAUGCAAGGCAAGGAAGUUGGAAGUAUUAUCGGGAAGAAAGGAGAUAACAUCAAGAAAUUCAGAGAAGAUAGUGGAGCCAAGAUCAAUAUUUCUGACGGUUCGUGUCCAGAAAGAAUAGUCACCGUUACAGGGACAACUGACAACAUCUACCGAGCCUUCGGCUUCAUCUGUAAAAAAUUUGAAGAGGACCUGCAGAACACACCAACGACCCCGAAGCCGCCCGUAACGCUAAGGCUUGUGGUGCCGGCCAGCCAGUGCGGCUCAUUGAUAGGCAAGCAAGGAUGUAAGAUCAAGGAGAUCCGGGAGUCGACGGGAGCGUCAAUUCAAGUGGCCAGCGAGAUGCUGCCCAACUCGACAGAACGGGCCGUGACUCUUUCAGGCACAGCAGAUGCCGUGACACAGUGCAUCAAGUACGUCUGUGGCAUCAUGCUGGAG
This is a messenger RNA of Candidula unifasciata, 600 nucleotides long. The record is from the annotation of a GenBank genome assembly. NCBI's taxonomy places the organism in Eukaryota, Metazoa, Mollusca, Gastropoda, Stylommatophora, Geomitridae.